AUGCGCGAGCGCUCGACCACCAAGUUAAAGGUCGUCCUACUCGGCGAAGGUCGCGUGGGCAAAACGUCGAUCCUCGUGCGGUACAUCAAAGGCGAGUAUGACGAACGACAGGAUUCGACGUUGCAGGCGUCGUACUUGGACAAGCGCCUGCUUGUGGACAAUUGCCGCGUGGCGCUGUCGCUAUGGGACACGGCGGGCCAAGAGCGGUUCCAUGCGCUGGGCCCCAUUUACUACCGCGACGCCGACGGCGCGUUGCUCGUGUACGACAUUACGGACGUCGAGUCGUUCCACAAGGUCCGGACGUGGGUGCGCGAGCUGCGACGCAUUGUGGGUGACGACAUUUCCAUUUGCAUUGCAGGCAACAAGAGCGACCUGCAUCGCAAUCGAAAAGUCUCGGAGGAAGACGCCAAGCGAUACGCGGCGUCUGUAGGCGCUGCUCACUUUGACACGUCGGCCAAGCUGAACCGCGGACUCGAGGACGUGUUUGUGGAGCUCACACGUCGCAUGUUGAGUCGCACGGGGGGCAAAAAGAAGAAGAGCAGUGCGUUGAUUGCGGAUGAUGAAGAGGAGGACGAAGAAGAAGAUGGAGAUGACGAGCCAUUGGCUCGACCUCCAGCGAGCAAGGAGCAGCUCCAAGCAAAGAAAACUACACAGGUGCCGACGCAGACGCAUCAGAGACAGGUGAGCAGGACAGAGGAGCUAUCAAGAAGCCGUGGGGGUGGCGCCUCACGGGGGCAUGGUGCUCAGGUGGUCGAGGACAAGGGGCCCACAUCGAGUGCUCCGAGAAGUACGGGACUGAGGGUGAGGGGAGCCACGCACGUGGACAUUGGCAAAGACAAGAGCAGCUGCUGCUGA
Molecule: messenger RNA, 855 nt
Organism: Hyaloperonospora brassicae
Lineage: Eukaryota; Oomycota; Peronosporomycetes; Peronosporales; Peronosporaceae
Source: the annotation of a GenBank genome assembly